AUGUUUGAAACUGGAGAAAGCUCAGAAGAGCCUAAACCUGCUCGAGUGCUUGUUGACAUACCCAACGAAAGCUUACCUAUGCUCAAUGAGAUUAUCAAACUAGUUACCCUAAGGUUUCAGACAUUAGUGGGUUAUGUUCUCCAGAUUGUGCCCAAAGACAUCUUGCAAUCCAUAAUUGAUUCAGAACCUCAGUCUACUAUCAGAAUCAUCGAGUGUAUGGACCCACAUAAUGCACAGUUCAGACGCAAUCGAUUUGCAUCUAUAACCAAGAAAUGGCCUACACCAGAGUGUUUGAAAGGUGUGAAUUGGCAAAAGAAAAUGGGGAUCCCGUUGAGAGAUCAAGAAAGUCAUGAUGUGUGUUGGGCUAUUGUGGUUAGUGAGCUAAUAAGGGCUGUCAGGCUCAUUGAAAAUCCUAAUCAAGACCCCAAAAUAAGAUACUCUCCUCAAGACUUGAUCGACUUUUCUGACCCUGUGAAAAGGAGGGAGAAAAAGGAAGAGAAAGAGAAAGGGAAAGGAGAUCACUUUUGCUAUACCUCAAAUCUCACCAAUGGUUUCAAAUACGUGAUGAAGCAUGGAAUUCAGUUGGAAGAUGACCGAACAUUCUCAGGCUGUGCUGAAGAGGUUCCUGAUCGUCCCUCAACCCGACUUACAUUCAUCAAAGACUACGUGAAGUUAGAUACUAUUCAGGAGGCUCUUAUCCAUCUUGAGCAUCGACCUAUUGGAGCAGCUUUGGCCUUGUUCCACCCUGAGUACAAAGACAUUGGAGGAAAGAUUUACCACGGACCUAUGAAUCACAAGUCUACCUUCUGUGGACUGCACGCGGUUUCUCUAGUGAGAGUGGGUGAAGAAAAUGGGGAAAAGUAUGUGCUUGCAAGAAGUAGUCAUGGAGAUAAGUUUGGAUGUGAGGGCGGGUACAUCAAGAUCUCCUUGGAAGUUAUGUUGGCUUACAUACCUAUCGCUGGUGAAAGAAUCAACAAAUAUAUUGAGAAGUACUUUGGCAAGCCUCGUUAUCUUCUGAGGAGGUUUUCCUACCCAAGGUUGCUGACAGAGGAAGAAGAGGAGAUAAAAAGAAACAUGUACCAAGACAAAGACAACAUGGAGAUUUGAGGAUUGGUUGAUGAUGGACAAGUAGUUGGCUUCUCGAUCAAACAGAUGCUGCAGAAAAAAACAAACAGUCCACAACUUUUGGGAUGCUAUUUUUAUUUCAUUGAAUAUCAGGAUUUUUGUUCCACGUGACUCUUUUUUUUUUUUUUUAACGCCUCUGGUUCUGUUCCAUUGAGUUUUGCGGUUCUGUUAUUGUUGCUUUGACUCUGGUUCUCAUUUCAGCUAUUUUUAGGAUUCUGAUUUGAGGAUUGGUUGAUGAUGGACAGAAUUUCUUACACUUUGUAGCAUUAUCAAUACCAAGAUCAGAAUGUGGGGAUCAUGCUACCAUAUA
Molecule: messenger RNA, 1435 nt
Organism: Brassica oleracea var. oleracea
Lineage: Eukaryota; Viridiplantae; Streptophyta; Magnoliopsida; Brassicales; Brassicaceae
Exons: 6
Coding region: 1-1107 (368 amino acids)
Biological process (GO): proteolysis
Molecular function (GO): cysteine-type peptidase activity
Source: RefSeq, a predicted model, not a curated record